UAGCAGACCAUUGAUGGGUUUGCAUUGAUGUUUUCAGGUUUCGAACAUGCUGCCCUUGCUGAAACGUGGAAUAGGAGUACAUCACUCUGGUUUACUCCCAAUUCUAAAGGAAGUGAUAGAGAUCUUAUUUCAAGAAGGACUAAUCAAGUGUCUGUUUGCCACAGAGACCUUCAGCAUUGGUUUAAACAUGCCUGCAAAAACUUUUGUUUUUACAAAUGUACGAAAAUUUGAUGGAGACAAGUUUAGGUGGAUAUCCAGUGGAGAAUAUAUACAAAUGAGUGGUCGUGCUGGUCGACGAGGUAUUGAUGACCGGGGAGUAUGUAUCCUCAUGGUUGAUGAGAAAAUGGAGCCUUCUACUGCUAAAUCGAUGGUUAAAGGGGCAGCUGAUAGUUUAAAUAGUGCCUUUCAUUUAAGCUACAACAUGAUUUUGAACCAAAUGCGCUGUGAAGAUGGUGAUCCGGAAAAUUUACUCCGUAAUUCUUUUUUUCAGUUCGAAGCUGAUCGUGCCAUUCCCGAUCUUGAGAAACAAAUAAAGGCUCUUGAAGAAGAGAGGGAAUCAAUUGUUAUUGACGAAGAAGACAGUUUGAAGGAUUAUUACAAUCUGCUGGAGCAGCUUAGAAGUUUGAAGGAGGAGGUUCGUGACAUUGUGUUAUCUCCAAGGCACUGUUUACCUUUUUUACAGCCUGGGAGACUUGUUUCUCUCCAAUGCACUUCAAGUGAUGAAGAUCUUCCCCCCAUUUUUAUUGAGGAUCAGUUGACCUGGGGGUUGAUCAUUAAUUUUGAAAGGAUUAAGGGUGUUUCUGAAGAUGAUGCAAGCAUAAAGUCGGAAGAUGCAUCUUACAAGAUGUGUGGUGAGGAAAGAUAAACUUGGAAAAAAAUCUGUUGAGAUUGUUCCUCU
Cicer arietinum (chickpea) is the source of this 898-nucleotide messenger RNA. Its product is annotated as DExH-box ATP-dependent RNA helicase DExH9-like. The record is from RefSeq and is a predicted model, not a curated record. Gene Ontology annotation, cellular component: nucleus. NCBI's taxonomy places the organism in Eukaryota, Viridiplantae, Streptophyta, Magnoliopsida, Fabales, Fabaceae. Gene Ontology annotation, biological process: maturation of 5.8S rRNA.